Molecule: messenger RNA, 3085 nt
Organism: Drosophila subobscura
Lineage: Eukaryota; Metazoa; Arthropoda; Insecta; Diptera; Drosophilidae
Gene: GCS2alpha
Product: neutral alpha-glucosidase AB
Exons: 5
Coding region: 203-2971 (922 amino acids)
Biological process (GO): carbohydrate metabolic process; N-glycan processing
Molecular function (GO): carbohydrate binding; alpha-glucosidase activity
Source: RefSeq, a predicted model, not a curated record
UGUACGUGUAGCACCACUGCCUGCCGUUUUUGGUGCACUUUUUAUAAAAUAAUAAUUAAUACGGCCCAACGCGUCUGCUUGUGCCAAAAAGGUGCUGAGUUUAUAUCUAAAAUUAAUAUAUAAAUCUAAAUUUAAAAGGAGCUCAAACAGCGAACAGGAAAGGGAGAAGAGCCCGCAGCAGGGCAACACGAAUAAAUACCAAAUGGGCUACGGUCUGUGUAUUGUGGCCAUUGCAUGCGCCUUGGCCGCCUAUUCCUCUGGCGUCGAUCCAAAUAAUUUCAAGACAUGCGAACAAAGCAGCUUCUGUCGCCGCUCGCGGAAGGUGCAGAGCUCGGGCAGCAAGUAUGCCCUCAUACCCGGCACCCUGAACAGCUACACGGACUCGCUGACGGGUGAUCUGGUCAACAAGGAGAACCACCAUCAGUUCUCCUUCAAGCUGGAAGCCCUGGCGGGCAGCACGUUCCGCCUGCGCAUCGACGAGAAGCAGCCACUGCGACCCCGCUAUAAGGUGGAGCAUGCGCUCAAGGGACAGCCAGAGGCCGGGCGCAUACGCCUGCACACAGAGACCGAUGGCGAGAUUAUUAUUACCUCCGAGCGCACCAAGGCCGUCAUCCACGGGGAUCCCUUUCACAUUGAUUUCUACGAGCACGAUGUGCUGGUUGUGUCCGUGAACUCCAAGAACUGGCUGUACUUUGAGCACUUGCGCCCGAAGCCCAAUGAGCCGACCGAGCAGCGGGAAGGCGAACAGGAGGAUCAGGACGGUGCCGUCGAGACACCAAAACUAACCGACUCCAUUGACGAUCCCGGCGCGUGGGAGGAGAACUUCAAAUCGCAUCACGACUCCAAGCCCUACGGCCCAGAGGCAGUGGCCCUCGACUUCUCCUUCCCAGCCGCUGAGAUUCUGUUCGGCAUACCCGAGCAUGCAGACAGCUUUGUGCUGAAAUCAACCUCUGGCACGGAUCCCUAUCGCCUCUACAAUCUGGAUGUGUUCGAGUACAUUGUCGACAGCAAGAUGGCACUGUACGGCUCAGUGCCAGUGAUCUACGGCCAUGGAGCACAGCGCACGGCAGGCGUUUAUUGGCAGAAUGCGGCAGAGACCUGGGUGGACAUACAGACGUCGGAGACCAAUGUUGUCUCAUCGCUGGUGAACUUUGUUUCCGGCUCGAGGAAGACACCGCCGCCGGGCGCACACUUCAUAUCCGAAUCGGGCAUUGUCGAUGCGUUCAUCAUGCUGGGACCCAAGCCCAUUGAUACCUUCAAGCAGUACGCGGCCCUCACCGGCACCCACGAGCUGCCGCAGCUCUUCUCGCUGGCCUACCACCAGAGUCGCUGGAACUACAACGAUGAGCGCGACGUGACCGCAGUGUCGGCCAAAUUCGAUGAGUACAACAUACCCAUGGACACCAUGUGGCUGGACAUUGAGUACACCGAUGGCAAGCGCUACUUUACGUGGGACAAGUUCAAGUUCCCCCAGCCGCUGGCGAUGAUCAAGAACCUGACCGAGCUGGGACGGCAUCUGGUGGUCAUUAUCGAUCCGCACAUCAAGCGGGACAAUGGCUACUUCUUCCACCAGGACUGCACCGAGAAGGGUUACUAUGUGAAGACGCGGGAGGGCAACGACUACGAGGGCUGGUGCUGGCCGGGCUCGGCCAGUUAUCCGGACUUUUUCAACCCGGACGUGCGCCAGUACUAUGCCAGCCAGUUUGACUUGUCGCGCUUCCAGACGGUCACCGCAGAUGUGAUGCUGUGGAACGAUAUGAACGAGCCGUCCGUGUUUAAUGGACCCGAGAUAACGGCGCCCAAGGAUCUGGUUCAUUAUGGCAACUGGGAGCAUCGCGACGUGCACAAUCUGUACGGCCACAUGCACUUGAUGGGCACCUUUGCCGGCCUGCAGCAGCGUGACCCGAAUCAGCGUCCCUUCAUCCUCACCCGUGCGCACUUUGCUGGCUCGCAGCGUUAUGCGGCCAUCUGGACGGGCGACAACCUCGCCGACUGGCCGCAUCUGCAGCAUUCGAUUAAGAUGUGCCUGACCGAGGCCGUGGCUGGGUUCUCCUUCUGUGGCGCCGAUGUCGGCGGCUUCUUUGGCAAUCCCGAUGGCGAGCUGCUGGAGCGCUGGUAUCAAACGGGCGCCUUCCUGCCCUUCUUCCGUGCUCACGCCCAUAUCGAUACCAAGCGCCGCGAGCCAUGGCUCUACCCCGAGCGCACACGUCUUGUCAUCCAAAAUGCCAUCAGGAAACGCUACUCCUACCUGCCGCUCUGGUACACCGCAUUCUAUGAGCUGGAGCAGACUGGUGCGCCCGUGAUCCGGCCACUGCUCACCCACUACCCGCUGGACAAGGAGGCCUUCGGCAUUGACAAUCAGCUGCUCGUGCAGGAUCGCCUGCUGGUCAAGCCGGUCAUGCAGCAGGGUGUCAGCAAGGUCGAUGUCUACUUCCCGGCCAUCGAUGACAAGAAAAACGGCGACUUGUGGUACGAUGUGGACACGUACGAGCGCCAGGAGCGCGUCGGCUAUGUGUCUGUUCCGGUUACUGAAUACAAGAUUCCAGUUUGGCAGCGCGGUGGCAGCAUUCUGGCCAAGAAGGAGCGCCCGCGUCGUGCAGCUCCUCUGAUGCUGCACGAUCCCUACACGCUGAUCAUUUGCCUGGAUCGCAAUGGCAGGGCUGCCGGCACACUCUACUUGGACGAUGAGAGAUCCUACGACUAUCGCCAGGGCCGGUAUAUCUAUGUGAGCUACGAGUUCUCCGAGAACCAGCUAACCACACGCUUCAUUGGCAAGCGGCUAUACGCAUCCGAUGCCUGGAUCGAGCGCAUUGUCAUUGCCGGCCUGGAGCGUGUGCCCAGCAGUGUUGGCAUCACCGUCAACGGCGUCAAACAAAAUCUGGAGUCCACGCGGCAAGGUGCUGCCGUUGUCAUACGCAAACCUGAUGUCAAAAUGGACGUUGACUUUCUUCUCAUCCUCCACUACGCAUAGUCUGUCCUCGUCCACUCCAUUUGAUACCAUUUCUAUUACACGUUUUAAGUAAAUCCCAACUGCCUAGCAGCAUUAUUCCAUAUAGAAUACAAAUUAUAGAUUCCGGCUCCAUAU